Molecule: messenger RNA, 412 nt
Organism: Mycetomoellerius zeteki
Lineage: Eukaryota; Metazoa; Arthropoda; Insecta; Hymenoptera; Formicidae
Exons: 2
Source: RefSeq, a predicted model, not a curated record
AUCGAACGAAGGUUCCUCAACUCCAUCGACAAGUACAGAAGCUAUUAUGUCUUCCAAAAUACACGAUCUGGAACUCCAGGUGACUGCACUGAAAAAGACGAUAAAGAAGUACGAGAAAGCGAGACCGAAAGAAGACAAAGAACUCGUGGAAAGAAAAAUGUACGAGUUACUGGGAAAAAUAUUCAGUCAAGGACAAAUACGGAUGAUAUUGAAUCCCUCACUAUGUAAGAUGAAAUGGUCUUCCGAAGAUAUUACACACGCGAUAUCCUUGCGAUGUGUCAGCCCAAAGGCAUAUCGUUAUAUGAAGCAUGUUCUGCAAAUACCACUUCCAGGCCUUUCAACAUUAAGAAGGUGGGCAAGUACAAUCGAUGUUGAACCGGGUAUACUCUUCUCUGUGCUCCAUUGCAUGAUU